This is a messenger RNA of Rhipicephalus sanguineus (brown dog tick), 1953 nucleotides long. Its product is annotated as glucose dehydrogenase [FAD, quinone]. Gene Ontology annotation, molecular function: flavin adenine dinucleotide binding; oxidoreductase activity, acting on CH-OH group of donors. The record is from RefSeq and is a predicted model, not a curated record. NCBI's taxonomy places the organism in Eukaryota, Metazoa, Arthropoda, Arachnida, Ixodida, Ixodidae. Bases 43 to 1899 code for a protein of 618 amino acids. The transcript has 11 exons.
UGGACCAAGUCUUGUUUUGAGUGCUUCGACGAGGACGUCGUCAUGCCAUCUACAAAGUUCCUUCCGCUGCUUCCGGUUGCAUUGGUGCCUUUCUACGCAACGCUGCUCUUCAAGGCUGCGCACCACAAAGCGCCCCUCGUGCGACUCACCUUUGAAGAGGAGUACGAUUACAUAAUAGUUGGCGGUGGUUCAGCCGGCGCAGUGGUGGCCAGUCGCCUUUCCGAGGACCCCGAAGUGAGCGUCCUGCUGCUGGAGGCAGGCCGGCUGCCCAACCUCUUCCUCGACGUGCCUCUCUUGGCGGCCGAGAUACAGCAAACAAAGUUCGACUGGGCCUACCUCACCGUGCCACAGGAGGCCGCCUGCUUUGGACUAAAGAACAGGCAAAGCCGGUGGCCUCGGGGCAAAGUUCUGGGCGGCUCCAGCGUGCUCAACUACAUGCUGUACAUCCGGGGCAACCAGCGCGACUACGACCGCUGGGAGCAGCAGCUGGGCUGCGAAGGCUGGGGUUGGAGAUCCGUGCUACCGUACUUCGUCAAGUCUGAGGACAACCGGGAUCCCGGGAUCGCCCACAACGGUUACCACGGCCGAGGCGGCUACCUCACAGUGUCGACUCCUCCGUACGCGUCUCCACUGGCGCACGCCUUCGUCGAAGCGGGGGAGACCUUGGGAUACCCCAACAUCGACCUCAACGGACCCAUUCAGACCGGAUUCGCCAUUCCUCAGAGCACCUUGAGGCGAGGCGCCCGCUGCAGCACAGCCAAGGCCUUCCUGGAGCCAUGCAGGGGACGGCCUAACCUGCACAUACUAGUCCGCGCACAUGUAACCAAGGUUCUGUUUGACGAGAACCGAAGGGCCCGCACGGUGUUGUUCCGGUACAGGAGGCUGCAACGCGCUGUCAGAGCCAGGCAGGAGAUCGUCUUGUCGUCCGGGUCCAUCGGCAGUGCACAGCUGCUAAUGCUCUCUGGUGUCGGCCCACGCCUUCAUCUGGAAUCACUAGGUAUUCCGGUGAUAAGUGACCUUCCCGUCGGAGAGAACCUGCAGGAUCACAUAGGUGGCGCUGGUAUCAGCUUUAUGAUCAACGACUCUGUGUCCGUUGUCAGAAAAAGAUUCAACCCUAAGACGGCACUCGAUUACUUCAUUAAAGGCCAAGGCCCACUGACUGUGCCUGGAGGCGUGGAGGGCAUCAGUUUCAUCCGCACCAAGUACAACGCUCAAAACGCGGACUGGCCUGACGUCGAAGUGCACUUCGUGUCGAGCACUCCGGCAGCCGACGGAGGUCGCACCAUACGCCGCGUCAUGGGCAUGACAAACGAGCUAUUUGACCGCGUGUACCGCCCGUACCUGAACAUGGACGGCUUCACCAUGUACCCUGUGCUGCUGCGGCCAAAGUCACGAGGCUGGAUUCGCCUACGAUCCACCGAUCCAGAUGACUACCCGCUCAUCAAUCCCAGAUACCUGACGCGCAUUGAAGACGUCCUCGUUCUUGUCGAAGGCAUGAAGCAGCUGAUAGCCCUGGGCUACUCGGAGCCGUUUCGGAAGUACGAUGCGCAGAUCUUCGAGCCCGACUUCCCAGGCUGCGAGCCAUACGCUCCCUACUCGGACGAGCACUUGGCAUGCAUUGCUCGCACCUACACGGCUACCAUCUACCACCCGAGCGGAACGUGCCGCAUGGGACGCCCGGAGAUGCACACCACAGUUGUAGACCCACAACUCAGGGUCAAAGGAGUGCUGGGACUGCGCGUCGUGGAUGCUUCCGUAUUUCCUGAGAUCCCGUCUGCCAACACCAACGCCCCUGUCAUCAUGGUAGCCGAGAAGGCGUCCGACAUGAUCCGCCUAUCACGAAGGGCUGCGUGGGGCACUAACUAUUUGAACUGGUGGCUUUGGGCGCGCAGGAGAUGACGAACUGACUGAAAUGGCCUGAGGUACAAACAUAGGAAGACACUCAACCGUUCU